AUGCGUUUCACCACUCUCGCCAUUGCCUUCUUUGCCUGUGCCCUCGUCGUUUCUGUAAGUUUCUAGUUCUUUUCAGUUCACUUUGAAUUAUCUUUUUUUCAGGGCAGUGUGCUUCGUGAGAAGAGACAAUGCGGGUGUGCUCAGCCCCAACAGAGCCAGUGUUCAUGUCAACAGGUCCAACAAACGCAAUCUUGCUCGUGCCAAUCUGCUCCGGUUCAACAACAAUCCCCAUCUUGCUCUUGUGCUCAACCACAACAGACUCAAACUGUUCAGGUUGCGUUGCCUUUAAUUAUUCUUUCCUAAUUCCUAACAUUUUCAGGUUCAAUCCUCGCAAUGUGCCCCGGCCUGCCAGCAGAGCUGCACCCAGCAGUGCCAAUCCAGCCCAUCAGUCUCCGAAUGUCAACCAGUCUGCCAGCAGCAAUGCCAAUCCCAAUGCACUCCAACUUACAAUCCAACCAUCACUACUACCACCACUCCCGCUCCAGUUGUCCAAUGUCAGCCAGUCUGCCAACAGCAGUGUCAAUCCGCUUGUGUCCAGCAGCAGCAGCCAGUGUCCCAGUGCCAACCACAAUGUCAGCAGCAAUGCAAUGUCGCCUGUGAUUCCCCAUCCACCACCACUUCCGCUCCUCAACUCAUCCAAAUCCAGCUCGAAAUCCAGCAAGUCCAGGCUCAAUGCCAACCAGCUUGCCAACAACAGUGCCAAUCCACGUGCGCCCAACAGCAGCAGCCAGCUUGCGACUCCUGCAACACUCAGUGCUCCAACAUUUGCCAGCAAACCGCCCAAGCUACCCAACAAGUCGUUAGCAACAAUCAGAACACCAACUCGAACACUCAAAUGUACAAUCCGUACAACGACAACAACGGACAAUGUGCCCCAGUUUGCCAGCCAGCCUGUGACAACUCUUGCACCUCCCAGCAGACACAAGCCCCAAUGUACAACCCAUACCCAUCUACGACCAGUGCUCCAGCUCAACAGCAAGUUGUCCAGAUCGUGCUCCAAUCCUCGGUUGCCCAGUCCUCUCAAUGUGCCCCACAAUGCGAACAGUCCUGCCAGCAACAAUGCGUUCAGCAACAACAGCCAGCUUCUCAGUGCCAGUCCGCCUGCCAGUCCUCAUGCUCUAGCUCCUGCCAAGCUGCUCAACCGGCUACCACUGCUUGCCAACAGAGCUCGAGCUCUUCCAACCAAUGCUCCUGCCAGUCUAACUACUCGCCGUGUGGAAAUGGACAGUGCUGCCGCAGAAAGUAG
Molecule: messenger RNA, 1246 nt
Organism: Caenorhabditis sp. 36 PRJEB53466
Lineage: Eukaryota; Metazoa; Nematoda; Chromadorea; Rhabditida; Rhabditidae
Source: the annotation of a GenBank genome assembly